Epinephelus lanceolatus (giant grouper) is the source of this 1269-nucleotide messenger RNA. The record is from RefSeq and is a predicted model, not a curated record. NCBI's taxonomy places the organism in Eukaryota, Metazoa, Chordata, Actinopteri, Perciformes, Serranidae.
CUCGGAAUGUUAUAUCUGAUGGAAAAAGCUGUGAAAUCAAAAUCCUGUCUUUUUAAGCGACACAUCAAAUGUGACUUUGAAGCUAAAUUACCUUUAACCGUUAAGUAACCGCCGGCCUGUAGCUGAGCUCAUAGCGGUUGUGUGUUUUUGAGAUGGUUGUCGUUAAUGUCGCUGCUGUUUUCAGCGUCAGCUAACGUUAUUUACUCAUAACUUUGUCAUAUACGCCACACAGUCUGGCGAGGUAGACUUCUUUCGUUUGCCCCUCUCUAGCGUGUGAAAGACUAUGAGUAAAGAGUCCAGGAUGAAGGCAACCGUUAACCAAAAGCUGACUGAGAUGGGGGAGCGAGAGAGACUGAAGGAGUUACUGAGGGCAAAGCUCACUGAGUGUGGAUGGAAGGACCAGAUGAAAGCUCACUGCAAAGAAGUAAUUAAAGAAAAAGGCUUGGAGCAUGUGACUGUGGAGGACCUGGUGGUAGAGAUCACUCCUAAAGGAAGAGCGUUGGUGCCGGACAGCGUCAAGAAAGAGCUCCUCCACAGAAUAAGAGCCUUCUUAGCUCAGCAUGCCACAUAAUUAAGAUUUUAAACAUUUCCUUAGACCGCCUGCCUAUACUCUCAUCAUAUAGAAUAUUUUUAAUGGUUUGAUUUACUUGAAUCUUAAAGAUACUUUUUUCAUUAUCUUGAUAUUUUCAGAGACAUACUGACACGUGCUUGGCAAUAUGUUUGUGUGAUUUUUCGAUUUCUGUUACUACAGUUAUCACGGAUUUGUUAAUGCACUUACAUUGCACGCUAGCUGUCCUUUGUUAAAGGGAUGUGCUGUAAAGAUAAAGCUUUGGAUUUGCUGAACAACAAUCAUUUUCAAAAAUGUAAAAACAAACAGUAAAAUAUAUGACGUAAAUAAAUAACAACAAUAAUAUGUUUGAAUAGAGGCUUUUUUCUGUCCUGACUUCAUUCUCUCCUAAUUAUAACAUUUGCAUUUCUUGUUUUCAGUCGGCAUUUUAUUGCAUUUUUAAGGUGGUAUUUAGUGGAUACACAGAGAUGGGUGGACCAUUUAGAGUUUUGAUAGUUUUUGCAAAAUAUGCUGUCAGUUUAUCUGUACACUGUUACAGUACACACAGUAAAAUAUUAAUUUUAAUGGACUGAUUUCACAUCCCACUUGUAUGCAGGUAGGCUGUGUAAUCUUUAUAUGUUGUUGCAGAAAUGUCACUGACCAACAGUCUUUUGUUGUUUAAAGGGCUGCUUUGCUCUUUAUAAAGAAUGUGUUAAAAACUG